AUGUUCCCGUUAGAUGGGGCGCCAGAUGUGGCCGACGCCGAGAAGAUUCGCUUCGCCCGCGACGCGGUCGGGCCCGAGGGAGCGCGCGCCGGCCCGAGGACGUGGGUAGGGACGGCGGCCAGAGGGGCGGCGGGCGACGGCGGCGACGGCGAGCCGUACAUACAGGUGCGACGCGGCGAGGAUUUCGCCGACUCGGCGGACGCCUCCUUCUUUGCAAAGGCCUUUCCGACCCUGUUCCCCUUUGGCUUAGGCGGGCCGAGGCUCGCCGACGAGGACGCCGCGGGAGAGAGCGCGGGCCCUAGCGUCGGGAACCAGGGCGCCCAGGCGGAGCGGGUUGCAGAGGGCCUUAUGUCGACGCGGAACAUGAAGCUCCAGGCAUGGGCCGACGUCGUGCUGCGGCGUCACGGCGGCCGGUUCGCGACGCACCCUAUCUUCGCCUUCCUUGUCUUUAACAUGGGCGUGCGGUCUAAGAACCGCCAGGCCAGCAUGCUAGGCGUAGCGAGGAAGAACUUCGCAAGGGUCGAGGGCCUACUAAAGUCGUUAACGGCGCAGAGGCUCGAGGCGGCCAGGCCGAGCUCGAGGCCACAGUAUGCGGAAGAAGAUACUAUCCUCAUCGUUAGGUACGGGGUGCCGGCUAUCUGGUUCACGCUGAACCCGAACGACAUUACGAACCUAGUAAAGUUACGGCUAGCGGCGCACCGCGGCCGCGACCCCGACGAGGCCGAGGCCUUCCUAAGUGACCUAGGGACCGCGUAUAAGCGGACGCGGCUGGCCAUAUCGGACCCGAUGAGCUCGGCCGUCUUCUUCCACCGGGAGAUGACGCUCUUCUUCGAGCACUACGUCAACGUCGGGGAGGAGUCGGUGUUCGGCCACGUCGGCGCAUACUACGGGGCGGGCAACGCGGGCAUUGGCGACGCGCUCGCCGGCCCGGACGCGGAGGAGCAGGCGGCGUACCGGGAGCGCAUCGUCCGCUACGUAGAUAGCGUCUUCUCUGAGGAGCUAGACGCAGAAGGUUACUGUGCCAUGCAGGCAGAGCGGUCGGCCACGGCGGACAUAUCGUCGCGGCUCGACGACGUCGCGCGCUUCACGGACACCUUCGACGAGGAGGCCAACUUCUGCGCGGGCGCGACGCAGAUCCAUACGCAUAGCGCGACCUGCGCGCCGUGGAGGUUGGUGGAGAGGACGGCGCUGACGGCGGACGGGGUGCUCGAGAUCCGGCGGACGCAUAGCAUGGUGAACCGGUGGAACAGGGCGAUGGCAGUGGGGCUACGACACAACCACGACAUCUCGUUCAUCGCGACGCAGCGCAAGACCAUGGCCCUAAUCUACUAUAUUACUAACUAUGCGACGAAGGUAGAGGACCCGGUGUGGAAGCGUGUGGCCGCCGCGGCCGAGUUCCUUCCUGUGCUAGAGCCGACGGGAGAGGGCAACAGAAGUGGCGCCGACCGCGACGCCGGCCGGGAGGGCGGGGCCGAAGGGGUAGCGACGGCGGCGGACCCCGUAGGGGGGAAUAAGACGAGAACGUUCCUGCUUAAGGCGGCGAAUCGAGUCUUUACGGAGCGGCCGCUGUCGCAGGUCGAGGUGAUCGCGCACCUCCUAGGGUACCCGGCGGAGUUUAGCAGCGGCUCAGCGUGGGCGUAUAUAAACGCAAACCAGCUCUACUGGGCCGUCUUCCGCCGGUGGCGGCACCUCCGACGGGCGAGCGGCGCCGAGGCGACGGGCGACGCGCCGGACGAGACGGUCGUCGUCGAGGAGGCUGGCCUGAGGAUCCCUCUCGUCGAGGCCUACCGGCACCGGGGCGAGCUCCUGCGGGGCCUCUGCCUUUAUGACUACGCAUCGCUUGUAAGGUUAAAGCAAAACGGCAGCGGCGCCGACGGUAUGGCGGGCUGGGGUGAGGUACCCUUCGCGGAGAGCUGGGCGUCGGGGAAGGGCUGGGUGCAGGCGCUUAGGCGGCCGGGUUGCGGGGCGACUGUAUGCGUCGACGGAUACCUCAGCAAGGAGUUCAGCGAGGAAGACGACGAGUCGUGCCACCGGAGGGCGGCGGUGCAGCACCUGGCCCUAUUCGUGCCGUGGGAGUCCUUCCUCGGCGAGGAGGCAGGCGACAUUAACAACAUCUGGGCACGGGCGCCGGAGUCGCUGGCGCCGAGGGUCGCGCGGCUCGCAGACAACGUGCAGCUCCUCCGGCGGUCGGCGGAGGACGCGAAGCGCGACGCCAAGCAGUGGGCCGCCACGGCCGAGGAGGGCGGUAUGACGGCGCCGCAGGCCGACGACGAAGGCAGGGGCGGCCGAAGGGGCGAGGAGGCAUACCGCGCCGGCGGGGCGGGCGACGCGGCUCGGCUCAUCGACGUCCAGCUCUGCCGGUUCCAGCAGUCGGCGCUCGGGUCGGCGGCCGAGCUCGCGGCGACGGUGGUGGCGGACGAGAGGGCAGUCGCAGCAGAGGAGCGCGGCGCGGGGCGGGAGCGGGCGAUCCAGGGCAUCCAGGGCGGCGGGGCGGCGGCGGGCGUCGGGGCCGACCGCGGCGCGGCCCUUCGCGGGGUGAUGGGGGGCUUCGGCGAGGACGACAUCGACGUAACGGCGGCCGACGGCGACGCAGACGCAGGCACGGCGGCGGGGAUGCGCGAGCUGGCGGGCCAGCUCACGCUCAACGAGAAGCAGGCCAUCGCCCUCCUAAUCGUGUGCCGGCAACUCGACCGAAUCCGGCAGGGCGACGACGCAGGCGGCGACGGUGGUGGCCAGCUCUGCCUAUUCAUCGGCGGCGAGGGCGGCACCGGCAAGUCGCGCGUCAUCGAGGCGCUCGUCGAGCUGCUCGCCCGGAGGGACCUAUCGAGCCGGCUGCUGGUUACGGCGACGUCGGGGACGGCGGCAGCGCGGAUCAACGGCAUCACGCUGCACUCGGCCUGCGGCCUUACGGGCGAGCGCUUCGUCGACGGCCGGUCGCGGAUGGACUGGCAGGAGAAGGAGGUGCUGGUGAUCGACGAGGUCAGCAUGCUCGGGGCGCGGACGCUGCACGCCGCCAACGAGCAGCUCUGCCGGCUGCGGGGGUCGGCGCGGGACUUCGGCGGCAUCCCGGUAGUGAUCCUCUGCGGCGACUUCCACCAGUUCCGGCCGGUGCAGGAACGGUCGAUCCUGCUGCCGAGCGCGGCGGUGGCGUGGGACGAGGACGGGGCGUUCGCGGCCGAGCAGCGGCGGCAGCACGACAAGGCGCACGCGCUGUGGCGGCGCUUCACGACGGUCGUCAUGCUAGACGAGCAGAUGCGGGCCGCCGGCGACCCGGAGCUGCGGCGGCUGCUCGGGCGGAUCCGCCGGGGCGAGCAGGACCGGUCGGACCUAGAGCUGCUCAACUCGAGAUGCUACCGGCCGGGCAGGCGGAUCCCGUGGGAGACGGGCCUGACGGUGGUGACGCCGCUCAACCGGAACCGCUGGAACCUCAACCUAGAGGCGGCGCUCGCGUUCCGGGAGAGGCGGCGGACGGCGGCGCGCGUCUUCCUCUCCGAGCAUAAGUGGAGGGACGGCGUGCCGACGGAAGAGGAGGCGGUGCUAAUGCUAGGCCAGGGCGACGACAGCGCGACCCCGGUGCCGGCCGUCUUCCUCUUCGUGCCGGGCAUGCCGGUCGUCGUGAACCAGAACACGCACCAGGGGCUGAAGCUUGUGAACGGGGCCGGGUACACGGCGGUGGACGUCAUCCCCGACCGCGCCUUCCCCGGCCACCGCGUCUCGGCGGAGCUCAUCAUGCACUUCGGCCGCCGGCGGGCAUCGUGCUGGCCUCGGAGACGACCAAGGACUUCCACUUCGUCGGGAUGCCUGCCGGGACGAUCCUGCUAA
This is a messenger RNA of Hirsutella rhossiliensis, 3822 nucleotides long. RefSeq names its product PIF1-like helicase domain-containing protein. Gene Ontology annotation, molecular function: DNA helicase activity. The coding region runs from base 1 to 3822 and encodes 1273 amino acids. The record is from RefSeq and is a predicted model, not a curated record. The transcript is spliced from 10 exons. NCBI's taxonomy places the organism in Eukaryota, Fungi, Ascomycota, Sordariomycetes, Hypocreales, Ophiocordycipitaceae. Gene Ontology annotation, biological process: DNA repair; telomere maintenance.